Molecule: messenger RNA, 2931 nt
Organism: Anopheles stephensi (Asian malaria mosquito)
Lineage: Eukaryota; Metazoa; Arthropoda; Insecta; Diptera; Culicidae
Product: WD repeat-containing protein 3
Exons: 2
Coding region: 130-2862 (910 amino acids)
Biological process (GO): maturation of SSU-rRNA
Cellular component (GO): small-subunit processome; Pwp2p-containing subcomplex of 90S preribosome
Molecular function (GO): protein binding; snoRNA binding
Source: RefSeq, a predicted model, not a curated record
AUGUCAACAAGAGCCAAAAGUCAACAAAUGCACGUGUGUUGGGGCGACUGUUUUCUUUAUAUUCACAUUCACAUAGAAUAGUUCUCAAAACCCGUACCCGCACCCGUAAAUAUUAAAAAAGCAGCCUCCAUGGGUCUAACAAAGCAAUAUCUGGCCUAUAAGCCAGUGUCGAGCUUCAACAUAAUCGCGAGUGUUCGGGCAAACGUAUCGUUUGUCACGAUCAACCAUGUCGUGGGUCGGUACGUUGUGGUGGCCGCCGCAGAGAAGGUGCUUGUGUGGGACAUGAGAAUCGGCGAGAAGGUGGUAGAAUUUGUUCGCGAUAAACAGGAAGUAACCUUCUUACGCACCAGCCCGGACCAUAAGCACCUCGCAGUGGGUUAUUCCGACGGCGUGGUGGAGCUAUUCAGUUUCGAGAGCAAAGAAUCGGUCUGCAGCUUCGCUUCGCAUCGUUCCGCCGUCAGUGCGCUAAAUUUUGAUCUGCUCGGACUGAAGCUUGUCUCCGGUGGGCUGGACAACGAUCUGGUCGUGUCGGAUGUGGUGGCCCAGUCGGGAAAAAGUCGUCUAGCGGGCCAUACAGCGCCGAUAACGCAGGCAUGCUUCAUGCAACGUUACAAUGACAUCGUCGUGUCCAGUUCCAAAGACACGCAGAUUAAGUUUUGGAACAUUGAGACCCAGUGUUGCUUCAAGACGAUCGUAGACCAUCGUACCGAGGUGUGGGGUAUCGUGCUUAUGCGCAACGACGACUUUCUCGUAUGUGCCACGGCCGAUACGCAACUUUCCGUGUACAAAUUAUCAGCCAUUACGGAUGAACCCACCGCCUCGGUGCAACAUUCGGACGAAAGCGAAAGCACCGUCAGCCCGUUCCGAUGUACGGCGGCCGGCAGUAUACAGCGGGCAGGACACGGUCGCACAAUUAAUCUCGUAACCGACGCCAACGGACAGGUGCUCGGAUGUCACGGUACAGACCGAAAGAUUGAACUGUUCUAUUUUUGUUCCCAGGAGGAAUCUAUGAAGAAGCUUACAAAGCGCAUGAAAAAGCUGAACACAAGCAAAGGCAACACGGAAGUGGGAGGACGGGAGAGCGAUGCCCGACAGCUGGCACUGACCGAUGAAGUCAGGCGUCUACCCACGAUACCGACACCGGAAAAGGUCAAAUCGUUCGACCUAAUAUUGGGUAGCCGCAAUAAGCUGCGUAUCUGUUGUACGUUUUUGAAAAAUCUCGUGCAGCUGUUUUCGCUCGAUCUAGACACUAAAAACGCCGAGCCCGAGACGUUGUAUGCGCUGCAAAAGCAGGGACACGCUUCCGAAGCACGCAGCGUAUCGUUUAGCUCGGACAAUCUGGCAAUCGCAUCCGGCAGUGCGGAAUCACUCAAGUUGUGGAGUCGCGCAUCCCAAACCGUUUUGCGCACGGUCGAGACGGGUGGGUACGUGGUAAGCACCUGUUUCGUGCCGGGCGAUCGGCACGUGCUGGUGGGUUUAAAAUCCGGCCAACUGCUCGUGGUGGACGUGGUUCCGGGUGAAGUGAUUGAAUGCAUCGAAGCACACGAGAAGGAGCUGUGGAGCAUCAUUCUCACGCCGGACAGGCAUGGGUGUGUUAGCGGUGGUGGUGAUACGACGGUCAAGUUCUGGUCCUUUGAGCUUAUAGGCGGCAGUGGACAGGAGCCGAAAGUGCUCUCUCUGCUGCACAAAAACACACUCAAGCUAGAGGAAACUGUGCUGUGCGUAAGAAUUUCCCAGAACGGCAAGUACAUUGCGGUCGCGCUGCUGGACACUACGGUGAAAAUAUUCUUCAUGGACAGUUUGAAAUUUUACCUGUCGCUCUACGGCCACAAGCUGCCCGUUUUAACGAUGGACAUUUCGUACGAUUCAACGCUCAUCAUAACGGGAUCCGCUGAUCGAACGAUCAAAAUUUGGGGAAUGGAUUUCGGCGACUGCCAUCGUUCGCUGCUGGCCCAUGACAAUACCAUCACGGCGGUUCAGUUCAUUCCCAACACGCACAUGUUCUUCUCCUGCGCGAAGGACGGGAAACUGAAGCAGUGGGAUGCGGACAGUUUCCAGAAGAUCAUCACGCUGCCGGGACACUUGGGUGAAGCGCACGCGCUUGCGAUCAGUCCGAAUGGCAAGUACAUCGUGAGCUGCGGUUCCGACCGGACCCUUCGGCUGUACCGGCGCACCGACGAGCCACUCGUGCUGCAGGACGUGCAGGAAGAAGAGCGAGAGGAGCUAGAAAACGCAACACUGGCCACUGGCGAAGAAUCGACCGUGCCCGGUUUGCCGGGGCUCAAGCUUCCAUCAAAGAAAACAAUCGGCUCCGAGAAGGGAGCGGAAAAUAUUCUCGAGUGUCUCGAGGUUAGCAAGCAGUACGACGAGGAAGGUGGGAAAGGGCCGCUGCCACCGCUAAUGUUCGCUUAUUCGGUUUCCAACACGGAUGAGUUUCUGCUGACUGUGCUAUCGCGCAUUCGUGCGAGCGACCUAGAAGAAUCACUGCUCCUGCUACCCUUCAAUGCCGUGUGUGAGCUGCUGGAAAAGAUGCCGAAGCUGACGACCACGCGGAAGGAUCAAACGGAGCUGAUCUGUAAGGUGGUGCUGUUUCUGUUCCGCAUACACCAGAAGCCGAUCGUAAGCAAUCAGGUGCUCCUGCCCGUCAUACAAAAGAUCGUACAAACGCUGCAGGGAGCGGUCGGAGAGCUGCGGGAUAUGGUUGGGAUAAACCUGCAUGCGGCCCAGAUGUUGCAGCGCGAGCUGGAAGAACACGAUGGGUGUGUGUUGUUCCGCGAUGCAACAAAACAGCGACACCAGCGCAAUCGGCAACGGAAAAGGCGGGAAGCUUCGAAGCGCAAGUUACUCCAGAUAGUGAAGUAGUUCAUGUUCGGUUCGCAAGCUUUGCAAGGUUAUUCAAUAAACGUUUACGAAUGGGUGUUCCGCAGAUUG